Bombina bombina (fire-bellied toad) is the source of this 1851-nucleotide messenger RNA. Its product is annotated as metalloreductase STEAP3-like. The coding region runs from base 96 to 1544 and encodes 482 amino acids. The transcript has a single exon. Gene Ontology annotation, molecular function: cupric reductase (NADH) activity; ferric-chelate reductase (NADPH) activity. NCBI's taxonomy places the organism in Eukaryota, Metazoa, Chordata, Amphibia, Anura, Bombinatoridae. Gene Ontology annotation, biological process: copper ion import. The record is from RefSeq and is a predicted model, not a curated record. Gene Ontology annotation, cellular component: plasma membrane; endosome.
ACAAGAUGUUUUAAACCUAUCUGAGACCAGAAAAGAUCAUGCUGCUUCCUCAGAUCUAGAGUCUGAUAGACAUCAACCAGACCGUUGUAUAUGGUAUGCUGGGUUCCGACAUGGCUAAACCUCUGCUGGAGUCUGAAAAUGGCGCUGAAUCAUGUGUCCAGCCGCUUGGGCAAACUAUUGGGAUUCUGGGUACUGGGGACUUUGCCCGCUCACUGACCACUCGACUGCUGUACUCUGGUUUCAAAGUUGUUGUUGGAAGUCGUAACCCAAAGCGCAGUGUAGGCCUGUUCCCAGCUGAUGCUGAGGUGAUGCUCCAUGAAGAUGUAGUGACACGAGCAGAUGUGUUUUUUGUGGCCCUGUACAGAGAACAUUUUUCUACACUGAGCAAGUUAUCAAGACACCUUGCUGGGAAGAUAUUGGUGGAUGUCAGCAACAACUUCAAGGUCAACCGUUACGGGGAAUCUAAUGCUGAAUAUUUGGCGUCUCUCUUCCCACAAAGCACUGUGGUCAAAGGAUUUAAUGUGGUGUCUGCUUGGGCUCUGCAGUCUGGCCCCUCAGAUGGAAAUAAACAGGUCCUGAUCUGCUCUGACAAUAUCUUUGCAAGAAAUGAUGUCGCUUCCAUUGCUCGCAGCAUGGGAUUUAUCCCAGUGGAUAUGGGAGCCCUUUACUCCGCAAGGGAAAUUGAGAACAUACCACUCCGGCUCCUGCCCUUCUGGAAAAUCCCUGUGGUGCUUGGGGUCUGUCUCUUCUGUUUCUUUUACAUGUACAAUUUUAUAAUCGCUGUCUUGCACCCAUACAAGAACAAGAACAAGUUCUACAAGCUUCCCAUUGAGCUUAUGAAUGUAACGUUGCCUUGCGUGGCCUAUGUUCUCCUGUCUCUGGUGUAUCUUCCAGGCAUCCUGGCAGCCUUUUACCAGCUGCAUUACAACACUAAGUACCGGAGAUUCCCUGACUGGUUGGACCAGUGGCUGUUACAUAGAAAACAGAUCGGACUGGUCAGCUUUUUCUUUGCAGCUCUGCAUGCGGUGUACAGUUUGUGUCUGCCCAUGCGCCGGGCUGCCCGCUACCUCCUUAUCAACGAUGCAUAUAAACAGAUUAAACAAGAUAUUAGUAAUGGCUGGGUAGAAGAAGAGGUCUGGAGGAUGGAGUUAUAUGUUUCUGCUGGGAUUCUAGCAUUCGGAGUGCUAUCCAUACUUGCUGUUACUUCGAUUCCAUCAGUUACAAAUUCCUUGAAUUGGCGUGAGUUCACCUUCAUCCAGUCUAAGCUGGGAUUUGCUGCCCUGGUAAUCAGCACCCUGCACACGCUCCUGUUUGGGUGGAAACGAGCAUUUGAUGGAACUCGCUACAAGUUUUACUUGCCGCCAACCUUCACUCUCACUCUGCUUGUGCCUUUUGCAGUCAUCUUGGCGAAAAUUGUGCUUCUUUUGCCAUGUGUUGAUCGGAGGUUGCUGAGAAUCAGGAGGGGAUGGGAGAAGAAUGGGUCUGUAAAGUUUCACUUGGCAAAUAAUAACCAGGAUUUAACUGAAACUAUUAGUCAUCUAUAAAUGAGUCAAGUGAAAAACCGCAGUCGUUUUAGACCUUUCUAGUGCCUGACGCCCAGAAAUGUGCUGCCAACCCUUAGAGAAUUCAGCUGUAACUAUCUUAAUCUGAAGAAAUCAGUUCCUGUCGUAAAGUGCACAAUUCCUUUGUCAGUGUUCUGUAUUAGUUUGAACUGGUUUAUUGGUUGCCUAUUUAUAUGUGUGUGUGUGUUUCCAGGUCUGUGUGUAUGUACAUUUGUGCAAAUAUGUAGAUUCCAUAUAUAAACAUAUGUGUCAGAUAAUAGUAUCUCACUGUUCCAGCAAGUUGUUAUUU